AGAAGUCAAGCGUACAUUUGAACUACUCCCCCAAAUUCAAUUAAAAUUGAUAAAAGUGCGGCUAUUUUUAGUUGUUUCUGUGAUUACGCCCUUCACUACAAUCGCAUUAGAUGAUAACAAUCCAGUUUGGGGCCCACGUGUUUACUGCGUGACCCUUUAGUGACCUUCACCUGAUACAACUCCAAAAAUAUUACAACAGUUUUGCCGGUUAUUACGCGAUAAAUCAAGUUUUGCCAAAGUAACACGUCAAUAGGUGCAUCAUUGCCCAAGCUGAGGUCAAGUCAGGGUUACACUGAUACAGAUAAAACAAAUAUUCAGUGCUCAUUCAUUCGCUAUCUCCUUAACUCAAGACAUGUCUUUGAAAAAAACCGUAAAUCUCCUCGUGAUACGCAAGAAUGGCGUUAUCAAGCAAAGAUCGAGCUCGUGGUGGUCUCAAGUGGCCAUGGGCCCCCCUGAUGCCAUUCUGGGGGUGACCGAAGCCUUCAAACGCGACACCAACCCGAAUAAAAUCAACCUGGGCGUGGGGGCUUACCGAGACGAUAACGGCAAGCCCUAUGUUUUGCCCUCCGUGCGUAAAGCUGAGGAAAAACUGCGAGCAAAAAACUUAGACAAGGAGUACGCCCCCAUUUCGGGGAUCGCUGAGUUUUGCAAAGCUGCAAUCGAACUAGCUUUGGGGGCAAACUCCGAGAUUGUCUCCAAUGGGCUCAAUGCCACUGUUCAAGGCAUCUCUGGGACAGGUUCCCUCCGAGUGGGGGCUGCCUUCUUUAGCAAUUUUUACCCAGGGAUUAAAACAGUCUACCUGCCUAAACCCACAUGGGGGAACCACACCCCAAUUUUCAAACACGCGGGAAUGGACGUCCAGUCGUACACUUUUUACGACCCUAAAACUUGCGGGCUUGACUUCAAGGGGGCUUUGGAUGACAUCAAUAAAAUCCCUGAAAGGUCCAUAAUACUGUUGCACGCAUGCGCCCACAACCCCACAGGGGUGGACCCUAACUUGGACCAAUGGGCGGAGCUCUCCUCUCUUAUAAAACAACGCAAUCUAUUUCCGUUUUUUGACAUGGCGUAUCAAGGCUUUGCUUCCGGUGAUAUCGACAGAGACGCUCAAGCCGUUCGAUUGUUUAUCAAAGAGGGGCACAAAAUUGUUUUGGCGCAAAGUUUUGCGAAAAAUAUGGGAUUGUACGGUGAAAGGGCGGGGGCGUUUACUGUCACGACCGAAUCGCAGGAAGAGACAGCAAGGGUGAUGUCACAACUGAAGAUUCUGAUUCGUGCCUUGUACUCAAAUCCGCCAAUCAAUGGUGCGAGGAUUGUCGCUGAGAUUUUGACAGAUCCAGCAUUGCGCGCUGAUUGGUUGAAGGAGGUUAAGGGCAUGGCCGAUCGGAUUAUUUCCGUCAGGACUAAGUUAAGGGAUAAUUUGAAGAAGGAAGGGUCGACGAAAAAUUGGCAACAUAUCACUGAUCAAAUAGGGAUGUUUUGUUACACGGGAAUGACUCCCGAUCAGGUGGAGAAAAUAACUAAGGAACACAGCGUUUUUCUCACUAAAGACGGAAGGAUAUCUAUGGCAGGUGUUACGUCGAAAAAUGUCGAGUACUUAGCUCAUGCUAUGCAUACCGUCACCAAGUAGAUUUAAGAACUAAUUUGGCAUUUUUUUGUUUUUUUUUAUUGGCAUUUAUGUGUAAGUAUGCGUGUAGGGUGUAACAGAAUGACAAUGAAUUUGUUACACCCUGUAUAUUAAUGUAUUCUAGGCGCAAGUAUUAUAAAAUAGGAGGUUUGAAUUUUUACAAUUUAUUAAAAUAUAUACUUUAUAAAAUACAUUUUUUGGAUGAACACAGUUCUUAAUACAGUUUGUGGCUUAAUUAAUUAGUUACAAUAAAAUAUUUUACAGACUGUACAA
Tribolium castaneum (red flour beetle) is the source of this 1894-nucleotide messenger RNA. It is a transcript of the gene Got2, whose product is annotated as Glutamate oxaloacetate transaminase 2. Gene Ontology annotation, cellular component: mitochondrion. The transcript is spliced from 4 exons. Gene Ontology annotation, molecular function: pyridoxal phosphate binding; L-aspartate:2-oxoglutarate transaminase activity. The record is from RefSeq and is a predicted model, not a curated record. Gene Ontology annotation, biological process: L-aspartate catabolic process; biosynthetic process. NCBI's taxonomy places the organism in Eukaryota, Metazoa, Arthropoda, Insecta, Coleoptera, Tenebrionidae. Bases 353 to 1624 code for a protein of 423 amino acids.